UGUUUAUGUUGCUAGAGUCAUACUCUCGAAGCUCGGCAGCGUAACCAUGUGACAUCACCGCCCUGUGACGUCAGCAACAAUGGCGACCUACUAGUUAAACUAAGUUUACAAAUUGUAUAAAACGAAAACAUCAGGAGGGGUUUCAAUAUCAAAUUAUUUUAACUCAUAAUAACAUGUAUCUUUUAAGAACUACAAGUUUUUCUAUCCGUGGAUUCCUUUAAAAACAUGAGCUUUGCCUUAAAAAUUUAAUGCACAGGAAGUGUGCCAUUUUGGUUUGAAGUUUUCAUCAUCACCUUGUGUGCCUUGAAGAUUUUUUUUAGGCUUCGUAUUCCAAAUGUGCAACGAUACCAAAUACUAUACGGUAAAUGACACUACAUGGGUGUGAGUAGGAGAUCUCUGAAGCAGCUGAGUGUGGUUGAAACCUGACUAACUUGCUCCCGGACAUGAUAAAGGGUUACCAGGUUUGUCGCGCUUUGCAGGUAUUUCAGCGUCUUGCAGCAUUGCCUCCUCUGUAGUUUGAUCAACUGCAUACACGUGCAAAGAUGAGCUCGGUGGGCAACAACUCAGUUUUUAAGGGCGUGGACGUCCACACCAUGAGCAACCACUUCUCGCAUCAUACCAGCGAGCUUCCUCUUGAUCAGCUGAUUGUCCGCCGAGGACAGUCCUUCAAGGUCACUUUGAACUUGACUAAGCCCUUCAAAAAAGGCGUUGAUUCUCUCACCCUCGUCGCUUCCACUGGAGGCAAACAUGCUUCGGAGGAGAACGGCACCUCAUGUCGCUUCGGCAUCCCUGACCCGACAGGCGGACGGUCCUCCGCCAAAGCGGUGUGGAAGGCCACACUGGACAGCGGCUCCACCUCCUCCUCCCUGGCUGUGCUCAUCACGCCCCCUCCUGAUGCCCCCGUUGGCAAGUACACUCUCAAUGGCUUGCUGUGGGGCGAGGAUAAGACGUUGGCCACCUUCAUGCUCCUCUUCAACCCCUGGUUCUCGGGUGACGCUGUCUUUAUGUCAGAUGAGCAGGAGAGACGAGAGUAUGUGCUGAAUGAACACGGAGUCAUCUUCAGAGGAAGUUCAGAUUACAUAUCACCUUUGACCUGGGACUAUGGACAUUUUGAAGAUGAUAUGGUGGAUAUUUGCCUCCACAUCCUGGAUAACAAUGUCAAGUACAAAAAGGACCCCGGCAGCGAUCUGGCGGCCCGCUGCGACCCCGCUUAUGUGGGCCGUGUGGUCAGUGCUAUGGUGAACAACUUUGACGAUAGCGGCGUGUUGAUGGGCAACUGGUCUGACUCUUACGCGGGCGGCUAUUCGCCAUCACACUGGAGCGGCAGCCACGACAUCCUCAGCAAGUGGAAGAAGAGCGGAAGUCCGGUCAAGUAUGGGCAAUGCUGGGUCUUCGCCGGUGUCAUGUGUUCGGUCAUGCGUCUGCUGGGCGUGCCCACCCGCGUGAUCACCAACUUCGCCUCGGCGCACGACACCGACGCCAACCUCACCAUUGACGUCUACCACGCUGACGAGGGCGCGGAGCACAGAGACUCCGACGACAGUAUUUGGAACUACCACGUGUGGGUGGAAUCGUGGAUGAAGCGUCCCGACUUGAAGGCCGGCGGCAAAUUCGACGGCUGGCAAGUUCUGGACGCCACGCCUCAGGAGCUCAGUGAUGGUUUGUACCAGUGCGGCCCUGCCUCUGUUUCGGCCGUCUUCCGGGGCGAGACGGACAUGCCGUACGACGUCCCCUUCGUCUUCGCCGAGGUCAACGCGGACUGUGUGGACUGGCUGAUCAAAGCUGACGGCACCAAGGAGGCCAUGAAGUCCUACACCAAACGCGUCGGGAAGAAGAUCUCCACCAAAGCUGUCGGCUCUGACGAGAGGGUCACAAUCACCAACUCCUACAAGCACAAGGAGGGCUCCGAAGAAGAACGUGCCGUGUUCAAUUACGCCAUCAGCGAUGACAAAGAGAAUGCCGUCGGCGGUUCGGCGACGGAUGGAACCCCCCCGCCUCAACUCUCCUUGCAGUUCGAAGAAGUUUCACAGCCAAAAUACGGGCAGGACGUGCAGCUGAAGUUGGUGUUAAGCAGCGAGAGCAAAGUGGAUAGGAACCUUAGCAUCCACAUCACCGUGGAGGCUCUUCGCUACAAUGGCACCUUUGUCGCCACCGUCCAUACCCAAGUCAAAGAAGAGACGCUGAAGCCUUCCACAGAGCUUACCGUGCCUAUCAACAUCCCAGUGAAGUCAUACUACAAGCACAUGCGCCAAGCCGACAGCUUGAACGUGGCAGCCAUAUUGUCAGACAAACGCCAUCCUGAAAUACCUUACCUGGCUGAGGACAAUGUGGUCCUGCAAGACCCCCCUGUCAUUAUCAACGUUGACGGUGAUGCCAAAAAGAACGGAAAGAUAUUCAUAGAGGUGGUCUUCAUGAACCCCCUCCAGGAGACCUUGACAGACGUGAAGCUCACCCUGGUGGGAACUGGCGUGUUCCGCGAAGAGGUUGAACUGAGUCUUCCCAACUUGAAACCCAACAAUCGCAUCCGCAUCAAGAUGCAAGCUACGCCAUACAAGGCGGGAAAGAAGACAAUUAUUGCCGACAUAAGUUCUAGCAUUUUUAAAGAUUUCAAAGGCUUUGCCGACAUCAAUAUAAGACCGGCUUAAAUCAUUGCUCUCCAUCAUGUCUGUUCUGCCCACAAAAUGUUUUUUUCUUCUUUUUUUAGAGAAACCGGUGCUUCAUUUAAAAAAUAUAUUUUUUUUAUUCUUGAUGGUGCUUUUUAACAUCACGUUUGACUUUUUUUCCCCACCCUAGAACAGGAAAUUGAACCUGCUACAGCAAUACAAGAAAAAUUGUGAGCAGUUUGACUUUAUUUUGCUCUACUAUCAUUAUUAUUAUGCUUUAUGUGUGCUGCAAAUAAAGCCUUGACCAUGGCCACG
Molecule: messenger RNA, 2918 nt
Organism: Corythoichthys intestinalis (scribbled pipefish)
Lineage: Eukaryota; Metazoa; Chordata; Actinopteri; Syngnathiformes; Syngnathidae
Gene: tgm8
Product: transglutaminase 8
Exons: 14
Coding region: 543-2645 (700 amino acids)
Biological process (GO): peptide cross-linking
Molecular function (GO): protein-glutamine gamma-glutamyltransferase activity
Source: RefSeq, a predicted model, not a curated record